UGAAGAACGUGCUUUUUGGAGGUUCCUACUCGGGUGUCCCAAAGGUAUGGGUGGAUUUUGGCAAUUUCAGCAACGGUGGGAGAAGAAGGCUUGAGUAUCUUGAGCUCUGAUUCUCGAGGAGGUUCGCACCUUUGAUUCGAGAAGACUUUGGAUCUGAUCCCAUCGGAUAGGGUCAGAUUGCUUUAUUUGCGGUUCAGUAAAAAUAGUCAGAAAUGACAGCCUCGUGAUGGAUGUUCACCGCCUCACGGCCGUAGGACGGGCAUACCCUCCCGGGAUGUACGCAGGGAGAGAUCCUGAAAAUCGCGCGGUGUGGAAGCGUCGCACGUUAACCCUCCGAUAUCGCGCUCCCAAAGUUUGUCACUGGAGUCGGAGCCUCCAGCGUAUCUCAGAAAAGUUAGGGAACAAUGAAAGGGUUACGCCCGUCCGUCAUUUUAUCACGGCAAUCAGACGCGAUAGAGCUCGACAGUCCCGAGAGCGAGCACCGCGCCGUCACUGAGAGUUUCCACAAUAAUCCCGAGACGAGCCCGGGAGAAGUGAACUCUCAAGGUUCUGCGAGAGAUAGGAUUAGCCCCUGCUCUCGUGAGAAUAUAAAGAAUUCCGUGAUAAGAUAAUCAAAACAUGAUAUUGUCCAAGAUGGCUACCGUGUGGGGUAUCCUCUCGGCUGGAAAGAUCUCCCACGAUUUCGUGACUGCCCUCCGAUCGCUUGAGAACCAUGAAGUCAAAGUCGUCGCCGCGAAGAACCUGGACAAUGCCAAGAAAUUCGCGGCACUGCAUAAGAUUCCCGUCAUUCUGGAUAAUUAUGAGGACAUCAUAACGCAGGGCGUCGACGUUGUCUAUUGCGGCUCCCUCAAUACCCAGCACUAUGAGCUGGUGAAGCUGCUCCUCGAGAAUAAAAUCCCCGUGCUCUGCGAGAAGCCCCUCACAAUGUAUGCUAAACACACACAGGCAUUGGUGAAAAUCGCGCGGGAAAAUAAGGUUUUCCUGAUGGAGGCGAUAUGGUCGAGAUUUCUGCCGGUCUACGAUGAGCUGCGGAAGAACCUCCCGUCGAUCGGUGAGAUUCAACAAGUGAACGUGACCUUCGGUUCCAAAGAGAUAAAGAAAUGUGAGCGCGUCACGAAGCCAGAGCUCGGGGGAAGCUCCAUCCUGGACAUCGGGGUGUACUGCGUGAAUUUCGCGCAAUUGAUUUUUCAGGAUGAAGUUCCCGUCCAGAUUCAAGCCGUCGGCGAUAUCAGCUCUGAUGGCGUCGAUUUUCAGACGGCUAUGAUUUUGAAAUACAGGUCUGGAAAAUUUGCGUCACUCACAACUUCUCUUACGGCGGACCUCCCGUGCGAAGCGAUAGUUCAUGGCGUGAACGGUAGCAUCAAAUUGGCCAAUCCGUUCUGGUGCCCCGAGUCUCUCGAUGUGAACGGUAGGAAGAUUCAUCUCCCGUUUCCCGAAACGUUGCUCCCUUGCAAUUACGUCAACAGCUCCGGAUUAAGGUACGAAGCGAUGCACGUACGCGAAUGCUUGCAGAAAGGCCUGACCGAGUCUCCAGUGCUACCCUUAGACGCUACCUUGAAGAUCGCCGAGAUCAUGGAAAUUUGCUUGAAGAAAGUCGGAGCGAAACAAUGGCAAUGAUUGUGGUUUCGCCGAUGCCGACAAGAAAUAAAUCGUUGUCGUAGCCCC
Messenger RNA from Galendromus occidentalis (western predatory mite), 1665 nucleotides. Its product is annotated as trans-1,2-dihydrobenzene-1,2-diol dehydrogenase. The record is from RefSeq and is a predicted model, not a curated record. The transcript is spliced from 6 exons. Gene Ontology annotation, molecular function: nucleotide binding. Lineage: Eukaryota; Metazoa; Arthropoda; Arachnida; Mesostigmata; Phytoseiidae. Bases 619 to 1617 code for a protein of 332 amino acids.